ACCAGGUAAAGAGGGCGCUCGGGCCGCCGGCUUCUCAGCCUCCGCGACCCUCUAAGAACUGCUCUUUUCUUCGGGGGUCUGCAGGGCUGAGGAUGCGGGGGAAGGGUGGGAAGGACAAGGGCGUGGUAUCAUCGUCCUGAUUUUUCUCCCGCCCUGGGGCCGCCUCAAACUCCUUUUUGGCCACUCCUGCUGAAGGUGCGGGUUGAGGGUUCUGGGCUCCUCGGUAGUACGCGUUUCCCAGUUUCCCCCUAGCCAGUCCCUCAUGUCUUCCUCUGCUGAUGGAGAAAUGGGGCAGCUUCCAGUUGGAGGCGUUGGUUGGGGUGGUUUGAUAUUUGCUGUUAAGUGUUACUUCAAGACCUCUUGGUCACACUAACUUCUCUUCUCUCUUUGGCAUUGAGUUUUCCAUUCCAGCCCUUCCUGAUUGCAGAAAGCAGUUCUAUGUGAAUACUACUUAACAUUUACUCCAAAGGACUUGCUUCAUUUGGGGCCAUUUGCUUAUAUUUUGUCAUCACAGCAGUAUCUCUUGGGUUUUUAACUUCUAUAGAAAGUUUAAUUUGCAUGAAAGUUGCUUUGGUUUCAAAAACGUUUGCUAAUACACGUGCUUCCCAUCCCAACUUUCUACCUGGUUUUGGGAUGAGAUGACUUGUUUUUUUCCCCUUUAUUCUUAAUGCCAGGAUCCCAUUCCUUGUCAUAAAUUCUUGAAUAUCAAGAAAAUACCAGCUUUAGUAAUAUAUUGUGUGCUACAUUAUUGAUAAAGAAGGUGGUGUGUUUCUAUUUUAUCUAAGCUUAUCUGUAAAAACAAUGUUUACAGGAGAAAAUGCAAAAGCUAGCAAGAACUAGUGAUGUGAUAAUUUUAAACAUGUAAACAUGGUCAUUUAAAUCCAUGAUAAUAAACUGUUAUAACACAACUAAGUGAUUCGCUGUCAUAUUUAAUAAACAUUAAGCUAUGCGGGUGUUUUUUUUUCUUUUUUUUAACUGCCUGAUGGGGAGCAUACACCACUGAGAGGAUUGCUUUAAGCAUACUCAUUACUAAAAAUUGUGUUUGUAUUACACCUGAAAGUAUCGUUUUGUGAGGUCUCACUUCAAAAAUAAGACUGAAAAGGUCAAUGAGAUUUGAGAAUCAUCAUUUAUUUUUAUUUUAUAUAUUUUGCACUUCUACGUGUUUUUGCUUUAAUUUAAACACAGCUCAAACUUGAGCUUCCGUAGUAGUGGGCCCAUCAAUUUUUUUUUUUUUUUUUUUGAGCCAGAGUCCUGCUCAGUCGCCUGGGGAUGGAUUGCAAUGGCAACAUCCGCCUCCCGGGCUCAAGCAAUUCUCCUGCCUCAGCCUCCCGAGUAGUUGGGAUUACAGGCGCCCACAAUCACACUCGGCUCCUUUUUUUUUUUUUUUUUCAGUCGAGGAGGGGUUUCACCAUGUUGGCCAGGCUGGUCUCAAACUCCUGACCUCAAAUGAUCCGCCCGCCUCGGCUUCCCAAAGUGGUGGGAUUACAAGCGUGAGCCACCGCGCCCGGCCUGUUUUUGUUUUUUUAAACUUGUUUUACUUGUAGCUUUUGUAUCAUCAUCUGUGAUUUUUAAAUAAAAAUAAAUACUGAGUAUCCAAUUAGCUUUUCUAACAAAGAAUAAAUACUGAGUAUCCAAUUAGCCUUUCUAAUAGCAACAAUUUAGCAGGCCUCAAAAUUAACAAAUUCUGGAGCCAGCUAAUACAUCUGUAGUAUACACAGUUCCCUAGUAUGUGGGUUUUUUUUUUUAAAUUCUAAGGUAUUUAAUGUAGCUUAUGGAAUUCUGUUAUGCAGAAUAUUGGAAUACUUGGAAUGCAGAUAUUUAAACCAUUUAGAUUAAAACAAGCACAGGUAUUGUUUGCUGUGAAAAUUCAGUAAUUUUAUUUCAUAGUUGGUAACAUGUUAGCCAUUUGCGCUGUCGAUCACUGUUAAUUAUGAGGUCGGGUUUAGCUGAAGGCAUUAUGACUCCAUGGCAACAGAUGAUUCCCUGAUUCUCCAGAGAGAAGAUUACACACUUCGUUUGUGGCUAAGGUUACGGUGACCCAAUGAAAGAAGAAAAUGAAAGCCAUAAAGAAAAGUCUUACAGAAGAAGAAUACCUGUACCUGGACUUUUCUCACCAAACAAAAGGAUGUAUCUUUCCUCUUCAUACAUCUGUAACUUUAUUUCUGUUAUCUUACUGUGACUGUAAAAUCUUUAAAAUUUGCUUAGUUGUCACCAAAGAAGUGAGUAGAGAUAGUUCACUACUAAGAGAUGACCUGAUCCAGGAUGUUGAAAUACAGAUUAUUUCAAGGCAGGAGCUCCCACCAAUAGUCCAAAAUUGCUGUUUGCCUGCAGUAGUAGAACGAUCAGACAAUUUUUGUAGAGCAGGACUUGCUGUUGUAUUGAGACACAUAAUCCAGAAAUCCUAUGAAGCAGACCCCUUAAAGAAGGAACUUUUGGAACUUCUGGGCUUUAAAAAGACUUGCUUGAAAGCCUGUGCUGAAGUUAGUCAGUGGACCAGGCUAUGUGAACUCACCAUCCCUUUGGCUAUUGAGAAUUUUCUCAGAGAAUCUUCUGACCAGCCCCCAACUAUACCUGUAGAAAUACUACAGCUAGAGAAAAAGCUUAGUGAGCCUGUUAGAGUGCAUAAUGAUGAUAAACUCCGCAGGCAGAAGCUCAAGCAACAGAAGGCUGAUGGAGUUGGGCCUCCCCUUACUAAGGGAAAGGCAAAGAGCAAGGUCCACACACAGGAAACAUCUGAAGGGUUGGAUUCUUCAUCCGAGAGUUUGGAACUGAAAGUGGCAUUCUCAAAGCUCACAGUACAGGAAGAACCAGCUACUACCAACAGAGAGCCUUCUCAUAUCAGAAAAGCAAAAGCCUCCGACCUUCCACCUCUGGAGCAUGUGUUUGCAGAAGGGCUUUACUUCACUCUGGCAGAUAUUGUGCUCUUGCCCUGUAUCCAUCAUUUCUUGGUAAUUAUCAGCAGGAAAUUUUCUGAGAAGCUGGUAGAAUUUCCAUUGCUAGCCUCUUGGUACCAGAGGAUUCAGGAAGUGCCAGGAGUAAAAACAGCAGCUUCUAAGUGUGGGAUCCAAUUUCUCCAUUUACCAAAAUUGUUGACAACCUCAACUGAACAGCAUCCAAACUUAUGUGAAGUCCCAGGUGUAGAAGAGCAAAGCGAUCCUUUAUUUAUAGGAGGACCAAGACCAACCAUGGCCAAGUUAAUGGAAGAGGGCAUUGAAGUGAUGUUUUCUCCCCACCCUUGCCCUACUUGGACUCUUGAUUGGAAUGUUCUCCCUGCAGCAGUCAGCCCAAAGGAAGGUAAAAUGUCCAGUGAUCGAGCUUUGAGGAAGCAGCAACAGUUGAACAACCUUGUCUAUGUGGUAACAAAUCAGGCCAAACCUGGUGACAGAAUUGUGGAUUUCUGCAGCGGUGGGGGCCAUGUUGGAAUUGUCCUUGCUCACAUGCUGCCAUCAUGUCAGGUUACAUUAAUAGAAAACAAGGAAUUAUCAUUAAUUCGUGCUAAGAAGAGAAGUGAUGAACUGGGUUUAAGCAACAUUUGGUUCAUUCAAGCAAAUAUGGAAUAUUUUACUGGGAUGUUUAAUAUUGGAGUAGCAUUGCAUGCUUGUGGAGUGGCAACAGACAUGGUGAUUGAGCACUGUAUCAAAACACGGGCUUCCUUCGUCACAUGCCCUUGCUGUUAUGGUUUCAUUCAGAACACCUCCAAGUUCAAUUUUCCAAAAAGUGAACAAUUCAAGAAAACUUUAUCAUACAAGGAACACAUGAUUCUGUGCAGAUUUGCAGACCAGACAGCUGUCCAGCUCCCACCCCAACGAAGGCUCAUAGGAAAACAGUGCAUGUGCUUGGUGGAUCUGGAUCGAGCAAGAGCUGCAGAAGAAUGUGGAUACUCCGUUCAAGUGAUAUCCAUGGAGCCAGAGAGCUGCUCUCCCAAAAAUAACAUGAUUGUGGGAGUCCCCAUUUAAAAUGAGAUAUUCACAUUUGAUAUUUUGCCAUCCGUCUUCACAUUGGAUGCCCAGUGGCAUUCCGGAGGUUCUUGGCAUAACUAGGAAACAGCAUUAGCCAUCUUGAACCUAUUGUGCUCAGGAAGGAAAGCAACAGGGAAAUCUUGGAAGUAAAGGCUCCCUGCAAAGCAUCACAAAUGCUCUUACAAUGUGUGAUUAAAGGACUGCUGGUUUUUAUAGUGAGAAUCCCCUGAAGUCUCAGCUGCCAAAAGAAUAAUACUAGUGGAGGUUCCAUCACAGGAAUAACAAUUUCCUUCUCACUUCACAAGCUCCUCUGAUCUUGCCAAUGUGAUGUUUAAUUCAAAACAGCGCACUUACAGCCUUUAUUUUAUACUUAUUUAGAUAUUCACAUGGGGACUGAAAGUAGACUUAGUGGAGUUUUUUGUUUUUUGUAUUUUUAACAAUUGUACUUCUUCUAUCACUUUAAAAAAAUCUAGUCAGGUAAUUAUAGUAUAGUUAUUUUUAAGCUGGGGUUAGUUGAACUUGUAUAGCAUUUAAUAUACUCCUUUUAAAUAUAUUUCUGCCAGGCAUGGUGGCUCAUGCCUAUAAUCCCAGCACUUUGAGAGGCCAAGGUGGGAGGAUCAUUUGAGCCCAGGAUAUCGAGACCAGCCUGCGCUACAAAAAAAUCCAAAAAAUGAGGUGGGAGGAUCACUUGAGCCCAGGAAGUCAAGGCUGCAGUGAGCCUUGAUAGCGCCACUGCACUCCUGCCUGGGUGACAAAGCGAGACCCAGACUCAAAAUAAAUCAAUGAAUGAAUUAAUAAAUAAAUAAAUAAAUAAAUUUCCCAUAAAUUACCAAAUGAGAUUGUCACUGGUUCAAAUUAUUAAAUAAUUGCCAUAAAUUUCCUAUUAUGGGAAUGUGGAAUUUGGACAUACAUUUUAACAAUAAGUACAUUGAUUAAUACAUUUAAGUUUAUAAGUAAUUAUUGAGGAUCCAGUAUUUUCAAGACCUUGGCCUAGUUUCUUUUCAAUUCAAAGAUGAGUUGCAAAAGACAUAAUGUUUUGCCUAUGGAAGUAAAUCAUCUAGAAGAAAAAGAUUAAAGAAUUAGUUAAGCUUUUUUUUUUUUUUUUUUUUUUUUUUGAGACAGAGUUUUGCUCUUGUUGCCCAGGCUGGAAUUCAGUGGCUCGAUCUUGGCUCACCACAACCUCUGCAUUCUCCUGCCUCAGCCUCCCGAGUAGCUAGGAUUAUAGGCACCUGCCACCAUGCCCGGCUAAUUUUGUUUGUAAUUUUAGUAGAGAUGGGGUUUCUCCAUGUUGGCCAGGCUGGUUUCGAACUCCUGACCUCAGGUGAUCUACCCACCUCAGCCUCCCAAACUGCUGAGAUUACAGGCGUGAGCCGCCUCACCUGGCCAUGUUCUUUAUGGAAUACUACAAUGUGUUGUCACAGGAUUUGUUAUUCAGAUGUCAAUCAUUUUUAUUGAUAUAUUUCUGGGUAAAACUUAUUAAUGGUGUGAGGAGUGCAGAAUAUGGAAGCUUACCUAAAUUCUUUUUCUGCCAGCCAACAUUUUAAAAGACAAAUGAUGCAUCCUUUCUCAAUGCUGCUAAUUCUUUAAAUUUUACAUGUCCCAAUUUAUUCCAUUUGAGAUUUAUUUUAAUGUUUUCAACCCCUGUGUAACAUGUAUCAUGAGGAGAAAGCACUAUCAUUGAUCAUCACUAUGGAUUAAAAUAUAGGAAUAUUUUACAGGGCAGUAUGGGUGGGGGUGGGAGACAUAUUGGAAUCGUGUUUUCUGGGAUAAAAUUUUUAAAAAGAAUUAAUCAUUAGCCCUGAGUAUUUUAGUCAUUUGUGCCUAUAGAAAACAACAUGCUCUUUUAUUGUGGACUUUCUUCUUUUAAUUGAGGUUUAAUUUAUAUACAAUACAAUAACAGAUUUUUAAGUAUUCAUUUGAGAUGUUUUGACAACUGUAUAUACACAUGUAACCAUCACUGGAAUCAGAUAUAGAAUAUUCCCCUUAAAUAUUGUCAGGUAAACACAUUGAGAAUAUUUUUUCCAGUCUGUGGCUUACCUACUUAUUUUCAUAAUGAAUGUUUUAAUUGUGAUGAAGAUUUAACUUACCCUUUUACUUUAAUGAUUAAUAUUUUCUGUGUUCUUUCUAAUAAAUUUUACCAACUCUGAGGUUA
Molecule: messenger RNA, 6111 nt
Organism: Pan troglodytes (chimpanzee)
Lineage: Eukaryota; Metazoa; Chordata; Mammalia; Primates; Hominidae
Gene: GSTCD
Product: glutathione S-transferase C-terminal domain containing
Exons: 12
Coding region: 2055-3956 (633 amino acids)
Cellular component (GO): cytoplasm
Source: RefSeq, a predicted model, not a curated record